Molecule: messenger RNA, 1395 nt
Organism: Tuber melanosporum (Perigord truffle)
Lineage: Eukaryota; Fungi; Ascomycota; Pezizomycetes; Pezizales; Tuberaceae
Exons: 1
Coding region: 1-477 (158 amino acids)
Source: RefSeq, a predicted model, not a curated record
AUGCACAUAAGGUUAACCGCUUCGGAGCGGGCAAUCUACUUUACAGUACCGGUACUCGAGUACCAGUAUUUGUUUGACCCGCGCUCGGACAAUUGUCUGAGGUCUCGUGUAGUCGUUUUGUUUCGCGCAUGGGGAAAGGGGGGGGGUCGAGGACAACCGCAAAAACAAGAACCGAGGGUUACUCGGUGUCGGAUUUCACUUCUACUAGUUACCGGGUUAAACGACGUGGGCCACCUUCGACCUUUCUUUCCCAAAUCGCCGAAGAUUUACUGCUCCGCCGACUCCAAACAUCGUGGACUCGGCUGUUGCGGUCAGGGUCGAAAUACGAAAUUACGGAUUCGGUCCAAAAUCGCUGGGGAAGACGCUCGCAUGAUACCCUUUGUGAAUAAGUACCAUCUUGGAUUAUCACCCCACGAGCACCAAGUUUCUUUUAAAACCGGACCGAAGGAAUGGACAAGGCACGAAUCGCGGUACUAAUACGGCUCACACAGUUAUCAAUAUAAGAGCGGGUUAUUACAACUUCCAAUCCGUUUUCCGCGGCCGGUUCGCAUUCUGGUUACGAGGAUCCGGCCUUCCAAAUUAAUAUAUGAAUAUCGAGAUGGCCCAAGGGAACGAGCAGCGGGUAGAUGCAUCUCUGCUCCGACGGCCCUUUCUGAUUUGGUUUCAAAACUACUAAGAGACAUCCCGCUCUUUUCACGCGAUGCACAGCUCUCUUCCGCGCAUUGUAGCUGGUCCUUUUGCCAUUUCGUUGAAGGGACGAUGACAUAGGGCUCACGCGGGGGUCCUGUGGUGUUGCGACCGGGAAGGCGACAAGUACGAGUACCGUACGAGUACAGUAACAGUAAGCUGGCAGCAGGUCUCGAAAGGGCGAUUUGCGGCAAUGUUCCUGAUGAUCGGGGAGUUCCGAAAUUUCCUCCCUUGCCCGUCGAAAACCAGGAGAUGGACCCCUUGGGGGUGGGGGGACCUUAAGCAGAGCCUCCCACUCGCUUUUCCUUUCAGCGAACGAGCGGAUGACGAGCGAGCCAAGUACAAUGCGCAAGUACCGAGCUAGUCCCGAAGCGACGUGAGGGUAGCGAUGACCUCACGAUGAUGGUGAUGAUUAUGAUGGGAGCGCGCUCGAGCGCGCAGCCGCAUGAAAUUUAUCCCCGACUUUGAGCGCACGCCGCGGUAAGGAGAAGGGAAAGGGAGGAGGGAGAUGGUUUUAAAAUACCGGUAACUAAUACUUACUCGUAAGGUCCAUGAGAGAGAUUAGAAAGAGAGAAGAGGGAAAUGAGGAAAAAGAUGUACAAACCAACAAACUCACGGAGAAACAAAAGCAAACAUAUCAGAAAAGUAUCCGAUGAGAGCUAGUCUUCUCGAUCCAUAGCGACAGCAAAAAAAGGCAGAUCUCCCACC